Paraglomus occultum is the source of this 605-nucleotide messenger RNA. Lineage: Eukaryota; Fungi; Glomeromycota; Glomeromycetes; Paraglomerales; Paraglomeraceae. The record is from the annotation of a GenBank genome assembly.
AUUGCAUUGAGACAAAUGGUUUAUUUGGUGAUUAAAGAAUUAUCGACUAUAGCAGAAGAUGUGAUUAUGGUCACGAGCAGCUUGAUGAAAGAUAUGCAGCCGAAAAGUGAACUCACAUACCGGGCGAAUGCGAUUAGGGCAUUGUGUAAAAUUAUAGAUGCCUCAAUGCUCCCGAGUGUCGAGCGCUUCUUGAAAGCUGCCAUAGUAGACAAAACACCUUCAAUCUCCUCUGCUGCAUUAGUUUCAUCUUACCAUCUUUUCCCUGCUGGGAAAGACGUGAUAAAACGCUGGGCCAAUGAAGUGCACGAAGCCAUUAACUGUAAACCACCCUCGUUUACGUCUAGUGCAUCGUCUUACUUGACGUCUUUCUCUAGCAAUACAUCCUCGUAUGGCAAUACCGUGUCUACAAGCAACAUCAGUCAGUAUCAUGCACUAGGGCUGGUAUAUUUAAUAAGACAACAUGAUAGGAUGGCUGUGACAAAGCUGAUACAGCAAUUGGCGGGAACCGGAAGAGGUGGUUAUGGGGGAGGAAGUGUUUUGAGGAGUUCGUUUGCUUAUUGUUUGUUGAUAAGAUUCGCUGCCAAGAUCUUGGACGAGGACCCGAA